Molecule: messenger RNA, 2229 nt
Organism: Salarias fasciatus (jewelled blenny)
Lineage: Eukaryota; Metazoa; Chordata; Actinopteri; Blenniiformes; Blenniidae
Gene: polm
Product: polymerase (DNA directed), mu
Exons: 11
Coding region: 185-1672 (495 amino acids)
Biological process (GO): double-strand break repair via nonhomologous end joining
Cellular component (GO): nucleus
Molecular function (GO): DNA-directed DNA polymerase activity; DNA binding
Source: RefSeq, a predicted model, not a curated record
GAAAUCAGCUGUUUCAGGAGAUGAACAUGUCUGACACACUUUUACCCAAAGAUAUCUUUUAAUCUGCGGAAAUCUCCUCUUUAACGACCGAAAACGAAGACGGAGGAUGUGGAGCCGUGACAGGAAGCAGCUGGGCUCGUGUCAGUGAGUUUAAACGGAACGACAAGACGUUUUUUCUUCAAACAUGGUGCCACUGAAGAGGAGGAAAGUCAGCUCCUCUGCCUCUGGGGACAAAACUACAACACACAGCGCAGAGAAAACACCUGCGAAGUUCCCGGAGAUGGUUUUAUUCCUGCUGGAGAGGAAGAUGGGAGCCAGUCGAAGAGCUUUUCUGUCUGAUCUGGGACUGAAGAAAGGGUUUCAGGUGGAAUCUGUGUUCAGCGAAAGAGUGACGCACGUCAUUUCUGAGAACAACUCGGGUCAAGAGGUCAGGACGUGGCUGAACUCGCAGGACGAGGGCCGGGCAGCGGCGGCGCCUCGCCUCCUGGACAUCAGCUGGUACACGGAGAGCAUGCGAGCAGGCCGACCUGUGGACGUCCUGGACAGACACCAGCUUCAGGAGCAGCAGGCGGAUGAAGCGGAGGUGGUUUCGUUCUCGUUGCCGAGUUACGCCUGUCAGAGACGAACCACGCUGGAGAACCACAACGCCACCAUCACCGACGCUCUGGGGCUGCUGGCCGAGAACGCGGAGCUGAGUGGGGACGACGGGCGCGGCGUGGCGUUCCGGCGGGCCGCCGCCGUGCUGAAGGCGCUGCCCGCCCCAGUGACCAGCAUGCAGCAGCUCCGAGGCCUGCCGUGUCUGGGGGGCCACUCGCUCCGGGUCAUCAGGGACGUUUUGGAGAACGGCGUCUCGGCUGAAGUGGAAUCCACCAAACAGUCUGAGCGAUACCGAGCUCUGAAGGUUUUGACGGGUAUAUUCGGAGUCGGGACAAAAACAGCGGACAGAUGGAUCCGAGACGGGAUCCACGACCUGCAGCAGCUCCGAGACUCAGGACAAACGCUCAACCGAGCUCAGCAAGCAGGUCUGGAUCACUACGACGACCUCCACCAGCCGGUCACCAGGGCGGACGCCGACACCAUCGGGGACAUCGUGCAGAAAGCCGUCGCGUCUGCGUCGCCGGCGGCUCGGAUUACUCUGACCGGAGGAUUCAGGAGAGGGAAGCCCAGCGGCCAUGAUGUGGAUUUCCUGAUCACACACCCAGAGGAGGGCGAGGAGGUGGGACUGAUGCCCAAAGUCGUGUCCUGGCUGGAGUCACAGGGCUUCCUUCUGUACCAGAAAACCACCCGGAACUCGUACCUGGAGUCAGCAGAGGGUCCCGGCCGGCCGGCCUCCAACAUGGACCGCUUCGAGAGGUGCCUGUCCAUUUUCAGGCUCCCCGGGAGGGACGACGGGGGAGGAGCCCGGCCGGCGGCGAGGCGCUGGAGGGCCGUGAGGGUGGACCUGGUCGUCUCCCCCAUCAGCCAGUUCGCCUUCGCUCUGCUGGGCUGGACGGGAUCCAAGCUGUUUGAGCGGGAGCUGCGGCGCUGGGCCGGGCAGGAGAAGGCCAUGUCCCUGAGCAGCCACGCCCUCUACGACAACCGGCAGAGCAGGUACCUGAGGGCGGCGUCGGAGGAGGAGAUCUUCCGUCUUCUGGGUCUGGAGUUCGUGGCGCCGUCAGAGAGAAACGCGUGAAGAGAGGAGGAAGUGGAUCGGCUCGACCCGACUCUGGAGUUUAACCCGGACUGAAGGAUGGAACCGGUGUCAGCUUUUAGGAAAUCGGAUCAACUUUUAGCACGAUUUGUGUAAAAAAGACCUUUUAACGUGCUCUGAAUGGGAAACUCUGACGUUUCAGUCAACUCUAGUAAAACUCAUUUCGCCCCGCCCACACGGCAUCGCUGCUGGGAAUAUCUGCGUAAAACACGACAUGAACUCACGGCGAUGCAGUACGUCCGCCAGGCCUCUCGGUGGCGCUGUAACAAUACAGAACACGGCGUUUUCAAAUUCACCGGUGUGGUUACAUGAACCGCUGCCGUCGUCGUCUGGACAGAACUUAAUAUUCCUUCAUGCUUUACGCCUUAUUUACACUGUAAAAUGAAUUAAUGCUGAUUAUUUUUGCUCAGAUAACUCUCAUAUCAUAAAAGAUAUUAGAAAAAAGGAGCAAACUGAUUGAAUCCCUCCUCUGCUGGAACAGUGGUGGAGAAAGAUUUAGCUUCCAUUUUAAAGUGAAUAAAUAUAUUUUUAAUAAAGUG